GGUGUUCUUAGAGUAAAGACCCAUCUACCUAAACCUAACCAAAUUCAAAAUAAUUCAAAAUUAUUAUAUCUUUGAAUCCUUAAAGAAGAUAUUGUUAAUAGUAUAGUGUUUUAAACAAAAUAAUUUUUUGUUUUAUUUUAUAAAAAAAAAAACUUUAAUUUAUUAAAUUGUUAAAUUGUCAGUGAAAGAAAAUAAACAAUUUUUGUCAAAAAUAUUUUGACCAUUAUUUUUUGGUCCUUGUUGAGGACACAUUUAUUUGUGUUUUUUUAAUUUUUUUGAAGAAGGAUUUUUGGAAGAAAUUUCUAUUUUUUUUUCUUUAUUUUUUUUGUUUAUAAAUAAUAAUAAUAAAAAAAAUGUGUCGGUGUUUGAAAAUUAUUGCCGCCUUGUGCUUUAUCAGUGCGGGUUGUUUGCAUAGUGUAAAUGGUAUACGAUCGAGGAGAACCUCGAUUGAAGAUCAAACUGUCGAAUCUGUUCGUGUUGAUAUGAAAGAUGAACGUGUUCUACGAUUAUUUAAUCUAACUGCUGAUGAGUUGAAGAAGAGAACUGAAAGUUUGGCUGCCGCUAAAGCUGGAUCCACAAUUGCCCCGAAAGAUAAUCAACGUUUUGUUAAUAUUAAGGACUAUAGAUUUGAAGACAUACGCAACAGAAUUCAAAUGGCUGUUAAUGGUCAUGGAACGAUGUCAAGUGAAAAUUCUGAUAAUAUUCAACAUGAAAUGGCUGCUUAUCCAAUAUGUAAUUCAAAUGAAUCAUCUUGGCAGGAUGAUCUGAAUGUGACCAUACGUUUUUCGGAUAGUUUAUUUGAAUCGAAAUCGAAUGCAUUGUAUUUGGAAAGUGCGAUUCUAAGACUCUACAAACUUAAUCCAAAUAACACAGCUGAACCAACUGCUCCAACUAAAGGAUGCGCUGAACCCAAUAUCGAUUCUCAAAUUCGUGUCACUGUGUCAAUCGUACUCCGCAAAAAUCGCCGAGAGAAAAAGAAGCGCAUCUGUAACACUUUAAUGAUGAAUGUCUCACAAACUGGCUGGGUUGAAAUUGAUAUUAAGCGUGCCAUUCAUAUUUGGGAAACUGUUGAACGUCAUCGUGCCAGUUCGGUUCUUGUUGGCUGGUUAUUAAUUGAAGUUCAUGAUGAAGAAGAUCGUCCAAAGAAUGCUGGUCUUUAUUUCAGACCACCUAAAUGCGAUCAGGCAGAUUAUGCAAUCCCCUGGAAUUUUUACCGAUCUUACUCAACUUUGCCUACACCUUUUACGGACAAAGUGCCCACGUACCCAAGAAUAGACAUCAAAUUAAUAAGUUCUGAAGCCGUUUUACUACCCCAUAAUCCAGACGCUCGUCCAAAUUCUAAUCUCAGCCGUGAACUCUAUCGCAUUUCAAAUCACAAUUCAGAGGAAUCAACCACAUCAAUAACACCCACAGACAAUCUCCUAGUUCCAUCAGAUUCAACAGACAUUCAUCGACACCGACAACGACAUGCCAGACAUCAUCAUCAUCAUUCGCAUAAUUCGACUCCAAAUGUUGACGGAAGUGUUCCUGCUGCUGCUGGUGCAACUGCUGCCACAGGAAGUACACGAUCGGAUAUGUCGAGUGAAGAAGUCGGUGGUCAUACGUCGUCAGAUUGUUAGUCAAACAAAACAAAACAAUCGAAAAAGAUCCAAUAAUGAAUGAUUUUUUAAGUUUAUGGAAUUUUUAAAACAUAUCAUGGCGUGUCGACGAUAAUAAGCCAGUGAAAUUUGUGUCUUGUUUUUAAUCUUAAAAAUAAUUUGUUAUUGAGAUGAGCCAAUUACUUAAUUUUUUUUUUAAUUCAUCAAUAUGGUUGUAGCAAAAAUAAGUUUAAAUUUUGGGAAAAAAAAAUAAUAUAAUUUAUUAUGCGUUUAGGUUUUAGAGUGAAAAUGAAAAAAACAACAAACGCAUUUCCCGUUAUUUGUAAAUAGUAUUUUAAUUUUUUAAAUUUUUUUGUUAAGUAUUUUACCUCGCAUUUAGUUAAACGUGAGUUUUCUUUAUUAUAAAUUUGGUCGAAUAUAUUUAUGACUAGUGAUUUAAAAAACUACCUCUCGAAAUUUGAAAAACAAAAAAACAAGAAAUGGAAAAUUAGAAAAAUUUAAUUGUUUUUUAAUUUUAUUCAUAAUUUUUUAUUUCAACUACAUAAAUAAAGUAUCUGGCAACCUUUGAAAACUAUUAAGUAUUAAUCAAGGAAAUAAUAAAAUGCAACCCGUGAAAAAAAAAUCAUAAUUAAAUUAUUAUCAAAUUUUGUUAAUUAAAGCUAGAAAUAAUUUAUUCUACCAAAUUUUGUUUAAAAAAAAAAUUAUUUUAAGGAGACUGUGAUUUGUAUGUGGUUGAAAGAAACUCUAUUUGUGUAAAAAAAAAUAUAUGUGCGUGUCAAUAUAAUUUUUGUGCUUAAAUAAACUAUGUCAAGUACAUAAUUAAAAUUUAGGUAAACAUAUAAUUGAACAUCUAUCAAGGCAUAAAUAGUUUUAAAAUUAGAAAUAAGUUAUUUUUAAAUAAAAUUAUUAUUUUAAUUUUUUUUUUUUACUUAAGAUUGAAAUUUGAAUGCUAAUUGAGUUAAGCCUUAUGUUUCUAUUUAAAUAAUUAUAUGGAAGAAAAUUAUUUUUUUUAAUUUACAUAAAACUAGUUUCAAUUUAUUAUUAAUGGGU
Molecule: messenger RNA, 2648 nt
Organism: Episyrphus balteatus (marmalade hoverfly)
Lineage: Eukaryota; Metazoa; Arthropoda; Insecta; Diptera; Syrphidae
Product: protein anachronism
Exons: 6
Coding region: 354-1619 (421 amino acids)
Source: RefSeq, a predicted model, not a curated record